This is a messenger RNA of Octopus bimaculoides (California two-spot octopus), 2368 nucleotides long. RefSeq lists its product as uncharacterized. The record is from RefSeq and is a predicted model, not a curated record. NCBI's taxonomy places the organism in Eukaryota, Metazoa, Mollusca, Cephalopoda, Octopoda, Octopodidae.
GUUGUUGCUGGUUGCUACGCAGAAUGUAACUCAUCCAAGUGUUCUCAGAUCUUAAAAUCAUUCGAGUAUCUUUCUUGCGUGGAUUACAAUGCUUGUCUGCUGAAUAAAAACGAAGGUGCAUGUACGACUACGGAACGAGAUACACUGCUGCCAACUAACUGCCGAUGUUAUGUGGCAUGUAAUGAACAGUUCCGAAAUACUAUCAGCAGUCGACAAACACAUUUUUGCUACUAUCGUGGAGAACUCGAAAAAUGCAUGCGUUCAAAUCCAUUCUGUCUCGGUGUAUCCACUUACUUACUCAAUGAUUUUGAAGCCAAAUGUCCAUGCAAAGUUGAGAAUUGUUUAAGUUCGCGAUUUGAAAUUCAUCCAAGGAACCUCAGUUGCACAAAAUACUUGAGCUGCUUAUCAGGGGGACCGAUAUCAAAUGAAUAUGCAGGUUGUGCAUCUGCUAAAGCAGUACGGAAAGUGAUGGAAGAGAAGAAUUAUCAAAUAACCAAUCCAAAAGGGACCUGGAUAUUGAACAAAGAAUGCCGUUGUGUAAACAUUUGUGCUAAAGAACAGCUUGAAUACUGGCCAACCUGUGGGCCUGCUCAAAGACUUGCACAAUGUUAUCUAAACGCCAGAUGCUCCAUUGAUAAUAUCAAACCUAAUUUAGUUUUAUGCGCUUGUGAAGAAGUAUGCAGAACUGAGAUCUCGGCCAUUGUUUCAGUAGCAAAUGCCUCUAUUGAUAUACUGUGCAAUAAUUAUCGCAAGUAUGGCAACUGUCUGAAAAGGUAUGGUUGCACAAAACGAGACUUGAGCUUGGCGAAUAUCAAGAGACUGGAUGAAUGUCCCUGUUUCGAAUACUGUGAUUCUGGUUCCAGAUUAGCAGGGUUUUUAAGUCAACCAUUUUUUCCCAUAUUCUUCCUACUAACUGUUUAUAUCCUACCAAUAUACUAAUGUUUAUUAAUGUUCAUCUAACAGCAUAUAAAUUUAUCUAUUUUCUUUUAAAUAACUAAUACAAUAAGUAAAUUGAUCAUGCUUCAUCAAUCUAAAUCAAUGGUUCCUAAUCUUUAAAUAGUAUAGCUUUAACUAUUACACCGGUUAAAUAUGUACUAAUUUUAUCGACAUUGAAUAGUAAAUAGAGCUCUGUCAUUGCCAUAUUCGUGGUGUAUGCUUAAUUGUUUUAUCCCAUUACGAGUAUUAUAAAAUAUCUGCUCGGUUUUAAGAAAACGCUUUGAUUUGUUAUCUACUAGCCAUCAUGAAGUUUAGGGUUUUCCUACUAUCAUUUAAAUCAUCAUCAUAUAUAAAUUCAAAUUACGAUAAACGUAAACAAACAAACGAAGUUUGCUUUUAGAAGCGUUGAGAUGUCUUAGAAAGUUAAAGAAGUGAUUUUAAAUUCUCAAACGCAGGAUAAUGCUAAUAAUAUAGCCUGAAAAGGAUAAACUACCCCUAUUUUGCAGGCUAUAUUAUUAGCAUUAUCCUGCGUUUGAGAAUUUAAAAUCACUUCUUUAACAUCAUAUAUAUAAUUAUAUACGCAAUCCAUCGUAUAAAUGUAGAUUUAUGAACAAUGCAUAUCAAUUUAAUUUCCAGUAAAAGAAACUUGUGCAUUAAUCUUCUCUGAUCUGAUUUCACACGAUUUUCUCGAUAUUUUAGAAUAAUAUGAAAAGCUAUGUCAUAAACUUCGUGCCCUUUACCAGGUAGAUAACCUCGUUCAUUAAGUGAAUUUGUAUUAAAUAAGAAUCGAAAUGAAAGUUCCGCCUGAAAACCAUUUUUUCUUUAUUUUUUUUGCUUACCGAGCAGUAAACCCAGAAAAAUUAUUUAAUGUUUUAUCAUGAGAUAAGCUUCUGUUAUGGUCAGGUUGUGAUUCUUUAUUUAUAUUCCUUUUCACUGAUAUCCCACGUGAGAAUUUAUCUCAGUACUCUCAUUUUUAAAUUCCCCUAAAAUGUAAGGAUUUCUAUGUGGCCAGUAGAAAUUCAGUAUUAAGAUAUAAGGUAGCAAGCGUUAUAGAGAAGUAAAUACUCAGUAAGACGAGUCUCGGGCGUCUUUUUUCAUUAAUCUUUUAUGCCUUAUAUCUCUGUUCUGCUUUCGAAAAGAAGAAUGAGCAUCAUAUGCUGUUACAUUUUCAGGUAAAACUUUUUAUAAAUGUAUAAAAUAAAAAAUCCCUUAUAACCGGCAUAAUUUUAUAAAAGCGUUAUUAAAUCUGGUUUAUUUGAUAAAUUGCCAUUAUAUUUUGAAUGGAGUUUGUGUUGUUUUCAUUAGAAAUAAUGAAUAUCGCUUUAAUCGGUGUGAAUUUGAAUUACUGGAGAUCCCGUUGGUUCUUUUGGGAUCUCUUGAAGAAAAUAUGCAUGCAUUUGUACUAACGAUACUAGUUAUUUAUAUAGUGUUC